Messenger RNA from Hemicordylus capensis (graceful crag lizard), 6182 nucleotides. It is a transcript of the gene GRAMD4, whose product is annotated as GRAM domain containing 4. The transcript has 19 exons. The record is from RefSeq and is a predicted model, not a curated record. Lineage: Eukaryota; Metazoa; Chordata; Lepidosauria; Squamata; Cordylidae. Gene Ontology annotation, biological process: apoptotic process; negative regulation of toll-like receptor 9 signaling pathway. Bases 352 to 2166 code for a protein of 604 amino acids.
CCGAAGAUGCUGCCGCCGCCGCUGGUGAUUGAAGGAAGGCAAGGCAGCGAGCGAGCGGUGACGGCAGCGGCGGCGGCUGCGCAGGGCGCUCGUCACGGCCUUGGCUGAGGGGGCCUGGCGGCCGGAGAAGGGGAGGCAGGCGGGCACCUGCUGCCAUCCCUGCGGCCUCGGGGUCGUGGCGCAGCGCCAGUCACAGCGCCUUGGAGGCCACCGCGGGCGCUUCGGGUUGGCAUUGGCGGCUGGGCUCCCGCGCCGUCCGGCUUGGUGGGCUCCGGAGUCGGCAGCCGGCAGCAGUCGCCUUCGGGCGCGACAGCGGAGGCGAGCAGGGACAGCGCCGGACUGGCAGCGUGAAUGAAAGUUUGGUCCGAAUUCCGCGCCGGGGACUCCAAUCGUCAUGUUAAGAUAAAGCAGAAAGGCGCAGUGCUGAACAUGCUAAAGAGGUUAGACAAAAUAAGGUUCAGAGGUCACAAGAGAGAUGAGUUCCUCGAUUUAGCGGAGUCUCCCAAUGCUUCAGACACUGAAUGUGGAGAUGAAAUACCUGUGAAAAUACCUCGUACGUCUGGCAAAGACAAUGAUGAACUGAGAGACCCUGCUGGUCCUGGGACCAUCAAUAUGGCUUCAGGAAUCCAGGAUUACAACAGAACAGAGUCUGAUAGAUUAAAUGAGAUCAAAGGCCAUCUGGAAAUCGCCUUGCUAGAAAAACACUUUUUACAGGAGGAGCUCAGGAAACUGAGAGAAGAAACAAAUGCUGAAAUAUUGAAACAAGACCUAGAAAAAGAACGUCAGAGGAGAAUAGAACUGGAACAAAAAGUGAAUGAAAUACUCAAAACAAGAACAGAAGAAACACCUCCUACUCAGCAGCCCCCAAAAGCACAGACACAAGCCAAUGGAACAGAUAAACGCAGCCACAUGGUGUGUUCGAGAGUUCAGAAGUGGGUGUAUGAAAAAUUUGGGGAAUAUAUUGAAGACUUCAGGUUUCAGCCAGAAGAAAACACAGUGGAAACAGAAGAGCCCCUUAGUGCUAGAAGGCUUACAGAAAAUAUGAGAAGAUUAAAGAGAGGUGCCAAACCUGUCACAAAUUUUGUGAAGAAUCUUUCUGCCUUAUCCGACUGGUAUUCUAUAUACACUUCUGCUAUUGCCUUUAUUAUCUACAUGAAUGCUGUAUGGCAUGGCUGGGCCAUUCCUAUGUUCUUAUUUUUAGCAAUUUUGAGGUUAUCCCUAAAUUACCUCAUAGCCAGAGGUUGGAGAAUACAGUGGAGUAUUGUGCCUGAAGUUUCUGAGCCCAUAGAACCUCCAAAGGAAGAUCUAACUGUGUCAGAAAAGUUCCAGCUUGUUCUGGAUGUGGCACAAAAAGCUCAGAACUUGUUUGGCAAAAUGUCAGACAUACUGGAAAAAAUUAAAAACUUGUUUAUGUGGGUCCAGCCUGAAAUAACGCAAAAGCUAUAUAUUGCUUUGUGGGCAGCUUUUAUUGCAUCCUGCUGUAUUCCAUACAGGAUUAUUGGACUUGCAAUGGGACUUUAUGCAGGAAUCAAAUUUUUUCUCAUUGAUUUUGCCUUCAAACGAUGCCCAAGACUGCGAGCAAAAUACGAUACUCCCUAUAUCGUAUGGAUAAACUUGCCCACAGAUCCUCAGCUCAAAGAGAGGACUAAUGCUACAGUAUCAAGACGGCUUCAAACAGCUGCAUCACGAAGCUGUGUAGGUGCAAGUGCCCCAGCCGGAGUGAACAGAGAUGAAGACAGCAGCCGUUUUCAUACCACUAAGAGAGGCAACUUCCAUGAAGUAUUUAACCUGUCUGAAAAUGAGCGCCCUUUGGCAGUGUGUGAAAAUGGCUGGCGCUGCUGCUUGAUUAACAGAGACAGGAAGAUGCCCACAGACUACAUUAGAAAUGGAGUGCUUUAUGUUACUGAAAAUUACUUAUGCUUUGAAAGCUCCAAAUCAGGCUCCUCUAAAAGAAAUAAAGUUAUAAAACUAGCAGAUAUAACGGAUAUUCAAAAGUACAAAGUGCUGUCUGUUCUCCCAGGAUCUGGGAUGGGUAUCGCAGUAUCAACACCAUCUACUCAGAAACCUUUAGUGUUUGGUGCCAUGGUACACAGAGAUGAAGCUUUUGAGACCAUUUUCAACCAGUAUGUGAAGAUAACAUCUACAGCAUCCACCAGUGAAAGCUAGUAUAUCACCACUGCUGCUUCUCCUGGGGAGACUUCGUUUUUUAUUAAUUUUACUCACUCCGUAGUGAAAAAAAGGUGGAACACCCUUCAUCAAUUCUGCAAUAAUUUUCUUCAUUGCAUAUAUCUUAUGUUACAUAAGUGUAUUUUAUAUAUGCCUUCAUGUUUUUGUUUUUUAAAGCUUUUGUAAAAAAGAAAAAAGAAAAAAGACCAUGAAAAGUGCUAUCCUCACUAUCAGCCUUGCACAUUAAGCACUUUUAAUGUUUAUUUACUGACAUUAAAAAGCUUAUGAAGCUACUUAGCACAACUGGCUUGAGGACAGACCGCAGGAGAUGUCUUGUCCACCCUGGAAAUCCCAGGGCAUGAUGGUACAUUCUGCUCUUCGGCUAUGAGUCCUGCACAUAUCGUAUGUGCAUGAGUCGUAUUGAUGUCAGUGGCAGUUCUGUCUAUGUAACUGAGUGCAGGGUUGCAGCCUGACUUAGCAAAACAUGUUAAUGACAUGCUUUUGAGAAGUCUCUAUUUUACUAAUCAAUAGAUAACUUAUUAAUUGAAGGUAUGAAUGCCAGCAGUUGAGCUCCAGGCAAAUUUUCUUACUGACUCCUGUACCUUUUCAAAGAACAUAUAUUUCUGGACAGGUCAGGGUAGUUUUUGGUUUUCCUGCUGGCUGGCUUUCCAGUAUGGCAAAAGCUAUGGUCCUGAUUAGAAGGAAAAAUUGGGAGUUUAAAAUUCUUUAACUGAUCACAGUGAAAGAGAUAAAUGAAAAGGCACUGAGCCUUUCCGACUGGCCCUGCUCCUCAACCUCAUUACUUUAGAAUAGUAUCUGGAGCAUAUAUAGAGGGAUGAUUUGGACAAAUGCAAUUAAGGAAUGGUGCACUGUGGAGGACAUCUGCUACCACUCGCCUCUUAAUCAUGUGGGAGCAGGGCUGGUCAGAAAGUACCAUGCAGACCAUUCCCUUGACACUUGUAACCAAAAGGUGUAUCAAGCAAUUUGUAUUUCCACCAACUCUGGAAUAUUUAGGAGUGUAUCUGUGGGAGAGAUAAUUAAUCCUCCGCACGCUAAGAGUUGGCCUGCUCCUUUACGUUCUCUUUUCCUUGAACAACCCCUAGCAGGGAUACUUUGCUAAUACAACAAUUAAAACUACUAUUUUCAGUAGAAGGUAACUUUUGCAAGAAUUUCCAAUGGUUGUGAUUUAUCUCCAUUUCAAAUAACUAACAUUCUCCAGCAGAACAGUGGCACUGUUCUGCUUUCACAGAGAAUCUGUUUUCCUACCUUUCAAAUACUUGGUUUUGAGAUUUAUUUAACGUUAUGAAAUAAUUAUAUAUUCUGUGUAGUAAAAAUGCCUCCACAAAUUUUUCUUCAGAGUAUCAAAAUGUCCACCUUUUAUCUUUUGCGUUCUUAUGUUAGUCGUAUGCAUUGUAUUUGCUCAAAAAUGCCAAUAAUUUAAUUUGCUGCUGUUGAUCAUUUUACUCUCUUGUAGGCUCUUGCUCUGCUUUCUAUGUGACAGGCUGUGUAUGUGGAAAGCUUUAAUCAAGAAACCUCCAAAAUUUUAGGAGCUAACCUCAUGUUACAGCCAGAUGUAUUUGUAGCCUGUGUGGAGGUGGGAGGAAGCAAAAACAGCUUUGGGUGGGCCAUUUUUUAUACAGUCCUCUGCUUCCGCAAUUUCCCCACUUCAAAUCAAUCUCUCAGCCAUUUUUCCCAAGUGGAUUUUUUCUCAUUUCUUUACAGGUGACUGGAGCUCCAUUGUGGAAGCUACCGGUAUUGGAGGGAGAUUUGGAGUAGGAAGCUGGUAGUUGAGGAAAGGAUAAAGUGCUCCCUCUUCCUGUUUCUCUACUUCUAAUCUAAGAAAGCCCUAACCCAAAGCUUGUCAUAAUUUUUUUUUUAAAGACUGAAGGCUUUGUCUCAUAUUUGUAUUUAACAUGAGUCUAGCCCCUCAGUUAAGUUUAUCAUCAUCAUCAUCAUCAUUGAUGAUGAUGAUGAUGAUGAUGAUAUAGAUGUUGUCAUAUGAAAAUGAGCUUCUGUGGACUUGGGUCCAUCUUAGUGCUGAAUGCUGCUUUUCCACAUUGUUAAUGUACUAGAAGAAAGCAUGGAUUUGUGGCAACAAUAAUCUUGGAAGAAUAUUACAGACAGACUUCCAUGCACUGAGAGAACUUUUCUCUUCUCAAAAGGACAUAAGCAUAUUUGAAGUUUACUGUCUAAACUUACUCUGACUAUUUAUCAGUCUGAAUCUGAGAGGCUGGCAGAGGAGGCUCACAGACGUCCCCGCAGUAUAACAAAUUGUUCUGCUGAUAACAUGGAAGCAUCUCUAAGCAACACAACUGCUUUUUCUUUUAAUUUUAAAGAUGACCUGUGAGUUGUAUAUGUUUUUGAAGAGGUAGGUUGAAGGUAUUUGGAGAUAAUUAUUCAAAAGCAGUGGGACAUGCUAGAAUUUUUAAUAGGGGUUUUGUCAAGCCAGCAGGUGAACAAGUAGUAAUUGAUGGAUAAAUAAGCAUUAAACUAGCUUAAUGUUUUAAAUAACCUAAAUCGGAAUCAUAGUACAUUGAGUUUGUCUUUUAGAAAAAAUCCCUUGGGUGUUCAUGAGGUUCUCGUUUUUUGAAAAAACAGAUUAUAUUUUUUACAGAGUGAGCAGUUUUUCUUAUUUUUGUAUCAUUUUCAAAUGUAAUUUUUACCUUCACUCUGAUCAUGAGAAUACUGGUUCUGGUGAAAAAUCAGGUAACGGCACUUAUUACCUCCUCCCCCUACUGGCCGACUGAAGUAUUGUUCUAGAACGUGGUUUUUUGAAGUCCUUUCUGACACCAAUGUGAUGACAAUGCCACAACCAUUUAUAUUUUCAGAAUGGUAAUAUAAUAAAGAUAAGGUCCCAGCACAUGUAAUGGUUUUUAGUUUUUUCUCUACUUUGAUAUUACUAAUACCAGUUUGUUCAAAAAAACCUGCACUUUUAACAAUGCAAACUUAAAAAAAAAAAUUAAAGUUGAAAAUGUAUUGCAAAUUACAAUGCAAUGAUGGUUCAUUCCAAUAUCAGAUAAACGAACUGGAUUCUUAGAGAGCAAAUGUGUAAUAUAACAAGUAGACAUGCAUAUAUUUUUGCAAAGUUCAACUUUACAUUACACAAAGGACUACUGCAAAAUUAACUGCUAUGUUGUGUGAUAUGCCAUCAAGCAAUGCCCUAAGAAUAACUUUGGUGCACUUGAGUACCUCUCUGCUUUUUUAUUCCUUAUGUUCUGAAAUGUUGAACAUUUGUCAGCCUAUCCUGUAUUCAUGAAACCACUCUAAAGUUUGGUCUAAAUUCAUAUCCUUACAUGGAAUUUGCAGUACAAUCCUGUUUAACAGAAGUGUUAUUUUUCAACAGCAUUUUAAGCCCAUUCUUCAUAUAUUUGCUGUUUAUAUAUGUUAUUCUGAUGACACCUGUGGCUUAUUGGUGAACUUUUUGUAUUUAAUUGCAUAACUUCUUUCAUUGGAAGCGUAGUGGUCAAGUUUGAGUUCCUUUCUCGGAAUAAAGGGAGAUGAAAACUGAUCACAUCUUACGUUCCCUGUUUAAAUUGCCAGAAGGAGACAUUUUAUAAGAUGCAAGAACAGUCACUUUUGCGAAACAAGUUUUGACUUUAAGUGAGUUUAUGUAGCAACAUCAGACAAAAAUCCAACAAAACCAAUUCAUGAUUUCUGUAGGCCAUGUGAGGAAAUGGUGGACAGAGUAUAGACAUUGUGAAUCCUUAAAACAAACAAACUUGGUAGUUUAUAACUAAUUCUGUACAUUUUGGCAGAUGUUUUCUUUCUGCUACUAUUCAUUAAAAUAGAAUGGAUGUGAAAUAAUUUUUAUGUCUGAAGUUUGAGUAUAUUUUGAAAUUGUAAAUAAUUCAUUAGCAGUGUAACUUUUGUUCAACAAGAGACUUGUAAUGUAUGAAAAACCGAAACCAUUUGCCCUGUACAUUUUUUUAAAGAGAAUCUUGUUUGUUUAAAAAAGUGUGGGUGGGGGUGUCUUGGAAUAAAUUAUAAUUUUUAUUUAAAUAAAAUCCUAAAAAUGC